CUUAAUGAGGAUCAUUUGGGGAAAAUUACUCUUGCUAUUGUUUUUAAACUCUUUAAACAAGUAGUUUCUUCUUUGGACAUUUAGUUUUGGAGUGUGGUCAAUAUAUUCUGUCUGCUCAGAAACUACAGGGAGCACUUAAAUGUACUUAAACCUGGCUCUCUCAGCAGGUUUACAGCAGUUGCUGAAUGUGUAGGAGGACAGUGCUUCCCCUGGCUUCUCCACGAUGCUGUAUACUUUAGCGGGAGGGGGCACACUUUGCGGUGUGGCUGCCCUUGUGCUUCUCAUUGUUUCUACGGCAACAGACUUCUGGAUGCAGUAUCGAUACUCGGGUAGCUCAGCCAAUCAGGGGCUUUGGAGGUUCUGCAUUAACCACAAAUGCCAUGCCCACACCAUAAGUGUAGCCUUCUGGGAUGCCACACGGGCCUUUAUGUUGCUGGCGGUGCUGAGCUGCUUCGCCGGCGUGGUGCUCGGCCUGAGCGCCUUCACUAAUGGCACCAAGAACAGGAGGGUCCGUACAGGCGGCAUCGCCCUGGUCCUGUCAGGUUUUCUUGCUCUGCUUGCUUUGGCGAUUUACACUGGAGUGACAGUCACUUUCUUUGGCAAACGUUUCGUGGACUGGCGCUUUUCCUGGUCCUACAUCAUCGGCUGGGUGGCCAUCAUUUUGGCUUUUGCAGCAGGUGUGUUUCAGCUCUGUGCUUACCAGCAAACCACUGCAGAACCUGCUCCUUCAAAUAACCCGGACAGCUAAACAAGAUGAGCAUGCCGAUUAGGACCGUUCUAAUGGAUGUCACUGCUGCUUUUGAGUACCUAGAAUGGAAUAAAUAGAAAUCAUAGACUCCUGUGUGGUUUCACUGCAACUCUGA
Molecule: messenger RNA, 863 nt
Organism: Sander lucioperca (pikeperch)
Lineage: Eukaryota; Metazoa; Chordata; Actinopteri; Perciformes; Percidae
Gene: lim2.2
Product: lens intrinsic membrane protein 2.2
Exons: 5
Coding region: 224-748 (174 amino acids)
Cellular component (GO): plasma membrane
Molecular function (GO): structural constituent of eye lens
Source: RefSeq, a predicted model, not a curated record